Molecule: messenger RNA, 333 nt
Organism: Prorocentrum cordatum
Lineage: Eukaryota; Dinophyceae; Prorocentrales; Prorocentraceae
Source: the annotation of a GenBank genome assembly
AUGGGCUUCUCGGUGGGCUUCCGGACCUUGCUGAGCUUCCAGAUGGUUGUGCGUUUCCAGACGGUCGUGAGCUCCUUGGUGGGUUUCCUGAUGGUCCUGUUCACGGGCUUCCUGAUUGUCGUGAGCUUCCAGAUUGUUGUGAUCUCCCCGAUGGUCGUGAUGCUUGUCGGCUUCGUGCUGGUCGUGGGCUUCAAAAUGAUGUGGCUCCAGAUGGUCGUGAGCUUCCAGAUGGUCGGGAGCUUCCAGAUGCUGGUCAUGAGCUUCGAGAUGGGCGUGCGCUUCCAGACGGGCGUGAGCUCACUGGUGUGCUUGCAGAUGGACUUGGUUGUGUAA